This is a messenger RNA of Clavispora lusitaniae ATCC 42720, 486 nucleotides long. RefSeq names its product glutathione peroxidase. Gene Ontology annotation, biological process: cellular response to oxidative stress. Gene Ontology annotation, molecular function: glutathione peroxidase activity. The record is from RefSeq and is a predicted model, not a curated record. NCBI's taxonomy places the organism in Eukaryota, Fungi, Ascomycota, Pichiomycetes, Serinales, Metschnikowiaceae.
AUGUCGUCUUUCUAUGAACUCACUCCAUCUGAUGCUAAGGGGAACCCAUACCCCUUUGAACAAUUGAAGGGCAAAGUUGUCCUCAUUGUCAAUGUCGCCUCCAAGUGCGGCUUCACCCCACAGUACAAGGAGUUGGAAGAGUUGAACAAAAAGUACGCCGACAAGGACGUGCAGAUUCUCGGUUUCCCUUGUGACCAAUUUGGCCACCAAGAGCCAGGCACCGAUGAGGAAAUUGCAUCGUUCUGUUCUUUGAACUACGGCGUCACUUUCCCAGUGUUGAAGAAGAUUGAGGUUAAUGGCGAUAAGGCUGACCCUGUGUACAAGUUUUUGAAGAGCCAAAAGUCUGGUCUUUUGGGACUCAACAGAAUCAAGUGGAACUUUGAGAAGUUCUUGGUGGACAAGAAGGGUAAUGUUGUGGAGAGAUACUCUUCUUUGACCAAGCCCAAGAGUUUGGAGGGCAAGAUUGACGAGUUGUUGAAGGCCUAA